This is a messenger RNA of Salvia miltiorrhiza (redroot sage), 348 nucleotides long. RefSeq lists its product as uncharacterized. Lineage: Eukaryota; Viridiplantae; Streptophyta; Magnoliopsida; Lamiales; Lamiaceae. The record is from RefSeq and is a predicted model, not a curated record. The transcript has a single exon. The coding region runs from base 1 to 348 and encodes 115 amino acids.
AUGAACAAAAUGAAUUUGGAUUGGACAGAGGCAGGUCAGAACAGGAAGCCUAGCAUCGAGGAGCUCGAGGAGAUCCAACUUGAAGCCUAUGAGAGUGCCUCAUUCUACAAGGAAAAAUUGAAGCUUGCCCAUGAUAGUCUAAUCAGGGCAAAAAGCUUCGAUACAGGGCAAAUGGUACUCUUGUACCAAACUCGAUGCAAGAUUGUCGCGGGCAAACUCUCAACCAAGUGGGCCGGUCCAUAUGAAGUCAAUGCCCAAUACCUAAGUGGAGCCGUGGAAAUUAAAGACCCAAAGACCAGAAGCAUUUUCAAGGUUAAUGGGCACAGACUGAAGGCGUACUAUGGGUAG